AUGGUUCUGGAGCUCCAUGUCUGGGGCCCUGCCUUCUCGCUGCCCUCCAUCGAUGCGCAAUGUCUCGCGACGAUAGCCUAUCUCUCGCAGACCGUCCCCAAGGAUGCCUGGGUGCUGGUCGCAAGCAGUGAUCCGACCGUGUCUCCGACCUGUGAACUCCCCGCUCUCAAGAAUGGAACGACAUGGGUCAGCAAGUUCCGGAACAUCGUGGAUUAUCUGCGCCAAUACUCCCAUGGCGACUGGGAUCUGGACGGGGAUCUGAGCGGACUGGAAAAGGCCGACAACAUCGCGUUCUCCUCCUUCGUCGAAUCCCGCGGCCAAUCCCUCGUCGACCUCUCCCUCUACGUCACUAGCCAAAACUACUACAACCACACCUCCCCCGCCUACGGCUCCAUCCUCCAAUGGCCCAACCAAUGGAUCCUCCCCCCGAAGCUGCACGACGCCGCAAAGGCCCGAACAGACCACCUGGGUCUCUCCUCGCUGGACCUGGAAGCCAUCGAGGAGCAGCGCAAACGUGACCACUCGGCCGCCGUCGCCGCCGGCCAGAUCCCACCGAACUUCAUCCAGCGGCCGCGCGACACGGUCACGGGGCUGCUGGGCAAGACGGCGCAGCAGAACCAGUUCAAGCUGGAGGCCCUGACGGCCGAAUUCUUCGACGCCCUGGAGGAGAUCCUCGGCGCGAAACGCUACCUGCUGACCGAGGAGGCCGCCACCAGCCUGGACUGUCUGGCCCUGGGGUAUCUGGCUCUGGCGCUGGUGCCGGACCUGACGCACUCGUGGCUCCGCGACGCCAUGACUGCCAAGGCGCCGCGAUUGACGGCGUACACAGAGCGACUGCGACGAGGAUGCUACGGAUUGGGGGCGCAAACAGCACAAGCACAAGCCCACGAGGGAUCGACAGCGCCAGGGUCCGUCCUGCCGUGGCGGGCAUCCGAGCGCCCCGGGCUGACCACCGUCGGCGCGACGCUAUGGAAUGCGCUGGCCGACGCCACGCCGAUCUGGCGUGACAUGCGCGCCUCGACGCGAUUGCGCGAGGCGGCGGAGUCGUCGGACUCGGGGCUCUCGCAGACCGAGAGCGAGACUCUGUCGAAGGUUGCGGUCGGCCAGAGGAAGGAUCUCCUCGUGUCCAUGGCUGCUGUAGUGGGUGGGUUCGCAGCACUAGCGGCAUAUAUGGUCCACGUGGGGAUCAUUUCGGUAGCUGGACGAGACGAGGAGGAGGAGGAGGAACUAGGCGAGGAAUACGAGGCCCCGGCAUUCCAGGCGGAGGAUCUAUUGUCGUCGCUGCAGAUAUGA
Messenger RNA from Aspergillus steynii IBT 23096, 1293 nucleotides. RefSeq names its product glutathione S-transferase family protein. Gene Ontology annotation, cellular component: SAM complex. Bases 1 to 1293 code for a protein of 430 amino acids. The record is from RefSeq and is a predicted model, not a curated record. Lineage: Eukaryota; Fungi; Ascomycota; Eurotiomycetes; Eurotiales; Aspergillaceae. The transcript is spliced from 3 exons. Gene Ontology annotation, biological process: mitochondrion organization.